Penicillium salamii is the source of this 1062-nucleotide messenger RNA. Lineage: Eukaryota; Fungi; Ascomycota; Eurotiomycetes; Eurotiales; Aspergillaceae. The record is from the annotation of a GenBank genome assembly.
AUGUCGACCUCUAAGCUACCCUGCAUUCCUUCUCUCCGGAAGCAACAGCUUCACCUCGAAUUCGCGAGCUUAAAACAUGCCGCACCGCCAGGGGUCUACGUGAGUCUCUCGCCGGGGGACCCAACACUAUGGAAUGGUGUGAUAUUUGUUCGAUCAGGCGCGUCAAUCCGCAAGGACCGGUGGAAUCCAAUACUAAUGUCUCGCCAAUCUACAGGUCCAUACGCAUCAGCCGUACUCCGCCUCCAACUCCGUUUCCCUGACACCUACCCCGAUCUCCCACCUAUCGUCACCUUUUCUACCGACUUGUUUCACCCAUUGAUCGUACCUCUCACCACAUAUACUUUCAGCACCGGCUCGGCAAGCGAUAACCCCGUUAGCGCGACAGACGACGAGCGAUUAUCACCGGGUGGAUUCAGCCUGCGACAUGGAUUCCCUCAUUGGUUUGGCAGAGCAAGACGUAGCGGUCUGGCAUCGGGAGCUACAUCAAGAAACGUGAGUGGAGCCAGCGCGAGUGCCGUGGAAUCUGGACAAGAAAACCCGGUAGACACAGUGACGCAUGAUGGUGCUUCCGACGUGUCAGAACCUCCAGGGGCUUCCAAGACCGAAACAGCGACGAGUGAAGAAUGCGAGAAGCGCAGUUCACCUUUGGCCAAAGUGCCUACCUAUCAUAUGCCCGAACCCAGGAAUGUCGUCCCUGUGUCCGAGAUAUUGAAUUAUAUUCGGUCAACUUUCGACGAUGAAUCAGUUUUGGAUUCGCUACCGGAGGAGGCGGCCGGAAAUCCGGGAGCAUGGCAUGCGUGGAAGGCACAUCGUCGAGGGGGGUCUGGUCCUGGAAACUUCAAAAAAGGAAGCCCUCAGGCUCGACUACCCGGUGACUGGCACUGGGAUGGAAUCUGGGCUCGUCGAGCAAAGGAAGAGAUCGAGAACUCUCGCUCCGAACCAAUGCUGUUUGGGAGUGCCGCUCGUGGUAUGGAUGAAAUGAUUCGUUUCUCGCGGUUGGAUGAUGCGACGUCGGGCUCGAUCAAAGAAAAGAUGACUGCAAUGGCAGAACAUGGUUUAUAA